AUAACGCGAUGCCGACUUCGAUGAAUAGCUACUCUUUCGUCUUGCUCCUACGCUUUUAAAUAGUUUUGACAUAUGGAAUCRAAUACAGAAGAAAMGUUAUUGCUUUCCCAGAAGCGCAAGAGGACUUUGGAUCAUCAAGAUUGCAGGGUGUGUGGCGACCAAUCAACUGGUAAGCAUUAUGGCGUAUAUUCAUGCGAUGGAUGUAGCGGAUUUUUUAAGAGGACUUCGCGCCGACCAGAUCCCUGGGUAUGUAAAAGCCGUGGUACCUGCGAUGUGGAUAAAAACAGCAGGAAUGAAUGCAAAGCUUGCAGACUCAAUAAGUGUAUCGAAGCUGGAAUGAGUAUGGAGGGAUUGCUCAGACGCUCGAGAACAUCUUCGAGUAUGCAACUAGGAGAUAACUCAUCAUCAAGCACACAUGCAGAUGUAGAUGAAUCCGCCCAAGCAAAAURUGAAAAUGUGACGGAUAUAUCAAAGAGUUCAAAUGAGCUUUCAACUGCUAUUCAUAGACCUUUGACUGCUCUUAAUUCACCUUUAAAUUCAAACAACGUGGUUGUCAAGUCGGAGCUGGGUGACGUGGCCUUCGUGAGUACAACCAGUUCUUCAAGGGCAAUUUGUCAGAAACCAAGUAUACAUCAUCAACAGCGCACAUUUGUCACAAACAAGCUCAAUGACAACUUGUUUGGUAACUCAGACAACUGCCAGUUAUCAAACCCUAAAAACAGAAUGCUUACCAGUCCCGAGUUACCAGGAAACUCAGCGAUUAUGAAUGGAUCAGCCAAUAUGAAAUCUGGUAUCAAGUUAUGUUCAGUGCAAGACCUUCUUAAAGCUGUUGAGACUGUCAAUUUCCAAUCAGCAGAAAACAUCCAGGAUGCUGCCAUGAGGCUGAUGACAUCAUCUAUUCGUUUUGCUCGUAAUUUACCUUGUUUUGUUAAAAUUCCUUUCCGCGACCAAAUCAUACUUCUAGAAGAAAGCUGGAAAAAGCUAUUUGUUCUGGACGCUGCUUACUGGGCGCUACCACUUGAGAUUGCUUCCUUUUUGAAGGUGACAACGAGUUUGGAUGAUAUUUCUGGCAGAUAUAACAGUGAGAUUCGACUAAUGCAAGAACUACUGACGCAUUUGAGGUCAUUUAGCUACGACCUUACAGAGCUUGCGUGCCUUAAAGCCAUUAUUAUCUUUAGACCAGAAACUAAAGGUCUGAAAGACGCGGAAACAGUUGACAGGAUUCAAGAGGAUAUCCAACAACUUCUUUUAGAACACGUGUCUUCACUCCACCCAAACCGUCCUACACGAUUUGGUAAACUUUUACUUAGCUUGCUACCUGUUCAAAGUCUUGCAGAAAAACCCAUCGAAGAAUUCUUGUUUAAAGUAGCAAAUGACAAGGACAUUUUCGAGACUCUUUUAUCAAAGUUAAUUGAAACUUGAACGCGAUAAAAUGUUURGGACUAAAGGGAACCUUUUAUAUAUUAUAUAUAUUUCAAACAGACUCUGGUAUGUCCUGAAAAAUUAGACAGUGUCAAGUACAAUGAACUGAAAAAAACAUCCACCGUUAUAGUCUCAGUAAAUAAAUCCCUUUCUCAUCAUAAAAUCAAUAAUCUUCUUUCUCAAUAUGGCAAUCUUCUUGUAUAGACAUCGUGAAUACCAAAAGGAUAAAUGAAACCCUUUGASAAAAAUGUGUGUUUGGUUAUCUAGAAUAAAGACAAGUUGUCUGAUUA
This is a messenger RNA of Exaiptasia diaphana, 1712 nucleotides long. RefSeq names its product nuclear receptor subfamily 2 group F member 1-B. The transcript has 5 exons. The coding region runs from base 73 to 1422 and encodes 449 amino acids. The record is from RefSeq and is a predicted model, not a curated record. Lineage: Eukaryota; Metazoa; Cnidaria; Anthozoa; Actiniaria; Aiptasiidae. Gene Ontology annotation, biological process: regulation of transcription by RNA polymerase II; anatomical structure development; cell differentiation. Gene Ontology annotation, molecular function: zinc ion binding; nuclear receptor activity; RNA polymerase II cis-regulatory region sequence-specific DNA binding.